AGUAGCACCCUAAAAUUCUUUGUAAAUAACUUCCAUCGACUUCUUUGGUCCACCCUCGCUCCACUGGCUACGACUACAUAUUGUCAUGCGCAUACUUGAGGAAUUGUCAAAAUUUUAGAAUUCGAUCGAAUCACUGCUAACUCUGCUCUUUCUUCGAGCCUCUACGGUCGCCGCCGUUUGAUCGACCGCAAACGCUGCCAUGAGCGACUCGCAAGGGUCUUCUUCUGCUUCCUCUUAUUCGUCUUCAUUUGAGGAUGCUCUCGCAAGGCCGCGGAACGACACUGGGAUUCAUACCGCAGCUGAUGGAAGUCAUUCUCUGGGUUUCACUGCAAGAACCUCACGCCAUUGGAGAGAUGUUUUUUGGUUGGUGAUAUUUCUGUUGCAUCUAAUAGUGGUUGGUUUGGCACUCGGGGUAUUCGGCUUUAAUAGGUUUAGGGAAAAGGAUAGGCUAAAGAUUGAUAGAUAUACAAUGCUAUUUCUUGAAAAUCGUGAGGGUCUAACAGAGGAUUAUUGGCCAUUGUAUGCUGUUGCGGCUGGAGUCGCAACUGCUCUUGGUUGGACUUGGUUGUUGUUACUCGGUUCACUGGGAAACCAGAUGAUGAAAUUCUCAGUGCACAUCUUGACUACAUAUCUUGCAGUUGUCAGUGUGUUGUGUUUCUGGUCAACACAGAUAUUUUGGGGCAUUGCCUUUGCCAUUGGUGCGGCUUUGCAGUUCAUGUAUGUCAUAUCAGUAAUAGACAGAUUUCCAUUUACCAUGCUAGUGUUACAAAAAGCAGUCAAGAUGGUGUGGAGCCUUCCUGAAGUUAUGGGAGUAUCAUGUGCAUUUACACUGGUCAUGAUUUCAUGGUUAGUACUGUGGUCCUUUGGAGUAGCUGGGGUUGUGGCUUUAAGCAUUGGUGAUGGUGGACGUUGGUGGCUACUUGUGGUGAGCUGGUUUUCUGUGUUAGUUUAUUCUGGACCGGCGCAGUUUUUUGCAACAUUGUUCAUGUUAUAGUGUCUGGGAUGGUGUUUUUUGUUAUAUACCAUGGCGGUCAUGCAGAAACAUCAAUGCCUCCUAAACCGCUGUUGAAUUCUCUGAGAUAUGCUAUCACUACUUCUUUUGGCAGUAUCUGCUAUGGAUCACUGUUUACGGCCGCUAUCCGGACAUUGCGUUGGAAGAUUAGAGGAGUAAGGUCAAAGAUUGGUAACAAUGAGUGCUUGCUUUGUUGUGUGGACUUCCUUUUUCAUUUGGUGGAGACGCUAGUCCGAUUCUUCAAUAAGUAUGCUUACGUCCAGAUUGCUGUUUAUGGUAAAAACUUUAACCACUCAGCAAAAGAUGCUUGGGAGCUGUUCCAAUCAACCGGAGUUGAAUCACUUAUUGCAUACGACUGUUCUGGUGCUGUACUACUAAUGGGCACCCUUUUAGGUGGACUGAUUUCUGGAACUUGUGCUGGAGUUUGGACCAGGAUCAAGCAUCCAGACAGAGUUAUGAUGGUCGGUUCCACUUCCAUGUUGAUUGGGAUGAUCUUGGUGGGUUUAGCGAAUGUAGUGGUGGAAAGUGCAGUGACCGCCUUAUAUAUCUGCUUUGCUGAAGACCCUUUACUAGUAAGUAAAUGGGAUUCAGAGUUUUUUGACAAGAUGUCGGAGACCCUUCACCAACGUUUGCAGCAUAGAAGUGCACGUGCAAGGCAAGUCGUACUAACCACUAGGUUCGAUACCCAAAUGCAAGAACCAGUGCAAAUCUGAAUUUUAUGUCUCCACAAAUUGGAAUUGAAAAUAACUGUCUAUAUUUAUAAUUUUAUUUAUUCAUCCAAAGAAUUACAGGUCCUGUUAUAAAGGUGUAAAUUUUUGUGCUUCCAGAGUUCCAGCGUCAUUCUUGUGGUUUUUUUUUAUAUGUCCUAUUUGUAAAGAAUCAAGUAAAGAAUUAAUUCCCCUUUUGAUACUUUCACUUUCAAAACAAAGUUACAAAACAAGGAAAACACUGACUUGAAUGAGAAAUGCCUUACGCUU
This is a messenger RNA of Cuscuta europaea, 1989 nucleotides long. NCBI's taxonomy places the organism in Eukaryota, Viridiplantae, Streptophyta, Magnoliopsida, Solanales, Convolvulaceae. The record is from the annotation of a GenBank genome assembly.